This is a messenger RNA of Melampsora larici-populina 98AG31, 1584 nucleotides long. RefSeq lists its product as uncharacterized. The coding region runs from base 1 to 1584 and encodes 527 amino acids. The transcript has 12 exons. The record is from RefSeq and is a predicted model, not a curated record. NCBI's taxonomy places the organism in Eukaryota, Fungi, Basidiomycota, Pucciniomycetes, Pucciniales, Melampsoraceae.
AUGUCUAAGAAAGUGAACUUAGAGAGUGGACAAAACACACUAGUCCACCAAGAUCCAGUCCAACUCAGAAAGAAGACGCUCCAAAUCAAGGAAGUCUACACUCAGGAAUUCGAACCAGCUUGCGUCAAGCGUGGAACUGCCAGUGGCCCAGCUUCAAAGGCAACUGCUAGCGGCAGCGGUUCAGCUCAACAAACAUCAGCCGCUGGUCAAAUCAAAGAGAAGGAACUCGAUGGAGGUAAAGCUAAAGGGAAAGAACCCAAAGGCUCUAAAUCGAAGGAUUCAACCACUCGUGUACCCUCUCCUCCUCCCUUGUUUUUAGAAGACGAUCUUGCAGAUCUCAACGGAGAUGGUGAAGGAGACGCUAGUGAUGAUCUUGUAGAUCUCAAUGAAAAUGAACAAAUCAAAAAAGGCCACGACAAUGACGAUGAAGAUGGAAAUGACAAUGACGAUGAGGACUACAACAUCAAUGAGGACAACGAUGAUGAUGACAAUGAUGACAAUGGUCCAGGCCGAUCUUCAGUUGCUGGUAGUCAAAGCCCUGCUGCUAAACCAGCAAUUCCAGCAAUUCCGAUGCAUCUCACUGGUCAACAAUUACAAACCUUCAAUGAGCUGUCUAGUAUUCUUGAACUCAAUGAAGAUUAUAAGGUCAAGGGACGUGAGCUCUGCAAUGUACACAAGAAAUCAGACCAUUUCACAGCCAUGAUGGUAAACCUGCUUGCAUCUCAACAAAAGCUUGAUGAUUAUCACGAGGUUGUUACCAGCAAGAUCACCCAAUUACUUGAAAGUUUAUCAUCGGUAUCAGGCCCAAUGAAGGGGUGGAACCCGGCCCACGAGCUUAGGCAAACUGUACGUAUGAUAGCCACUCAGUGCAUUAUCACAGGUGAUGUUCAAGCAUACACGGCUACCCGGGACAAGCAAGGCAAUCAAGAGCAUCUUCCCCUCUCUCUGUCUGCAAAAGUUUUGGAUAAAAUUCUCGAAAAUCCGUCUGAAUGGAGAAAAAGAUUCCUUCCAGCCCAAUAUGGCAGAAAUCCGGACCCUGUUGAAUCAAAAGACUUUCACAAGUGGCUUAAUGUCAUUUUGAAAGAGAUCAGAAAGUAUCUGAAUAAAAUCCUCCUCACCAACAUCCACAUUCCAAAUCGAGCCAAGAAAACACCGUCCCUCUUGAACGUGCCAACCAUUGAGUCGAUCAUUAUGAAGACUCAUAGUUCGAAUAUCAAUAGAUCUAUGAAAGAGAACACGACUUUAUCGGAGGCAAAAGCUCGUUAUGCGUGGCUUAGGAUGCAAGUGAUCCAUUGGGGCUACAAUUUGGAGCAUUACCACAACCAUUCGUUCUGGGGAGUUGUAGACGAUAAGUUGGAAGACUUGCGCACUAAGUCUGUCCGUUAUUGUUAUGCCUACUUUCUCGUAGUUUUACGCUUUGACUUUGACCGAUUUGAUGGGAAUAGGACCUUUACUGAAAUCAAGGGAACCACCGACUUUGCGUUGCCAAGUGAAGAUGAGGUUCAAGCACAAAUCAAACACUUAGAUCAGACUCACGGAGCUGUUAUAGAACAACCAGAGGCCUCCCAUCAAGAGCCCGAGUGA